AUGAACACCUACGAUGACUACCUGGCUGAUCAGUAUGGACUGCUCGACCCACAUUCCACUUCACAGCACCAACUCUCUUGGCGUAAGAAGGUCUACGAAUUCUUCAGUGCGCCCGUGACCAGAUUCUACUUGCAUGUGUUGCUAUACGCCCUGUUCCUCGUGCUGUACAUCGGACUGUGUAUAUACACUCCGCCUUACAACGAAAUCAGCGCCCGCGAAGUCUACAUCUACGCCCAUAUCAUCACCUACGCCAUGGAUAAAUUCCGCGAGGUCACUCUCGUGCCUGGUAAUUCCUACAUGCAGAAGAUGCGGGUUCAUCUGACUGCCUUCUGGAACGUUUACGACUGUAUACUUAGUAUCUUCUCCGUUGGCGGUGUUGUUGUGCGUCUCGUUGGCAUGCGAAACAGGAUGGUCUACCUUUGGGGCCGGAACAUCUUGGUCAUUUGUUGUGCAUUUUGGCAAAUGCGCUUUCUCGAGCUGAUGCAAAUUUGGCGAUUCUCCGGACCCUACAUCUACGUCAUCGUGAAGAUGUUGAGAGCGAUGAUUCCCCUGUUGACGCUCCUCUUCCUGCCGCUAGUCGCAUUUGGCACUCUGCGUGAGGGCAUCAUGGUGAUGAAUCGAACGGAGAUUACCCUGGAGGGUAUCAAGAACAUCCUCCUGGAACCCUACUUUAUGCUGUACGGCGAGGUCUACGCGCCGGAAAUCGAUCCUAUUGACUGGAAUGUCGAUCUGGAUGAGGCGCCACUCUACCAGGCUGUGCCCAUCGCCAGUGUCAUCUACCUCCUCUAUUCCAUCGUGCUGAUGCUCAGCGUCAUCAUUGCGGUCUUCAACAGCAUAUUCAUACGGGUACUGGAACAAUCAGAGCUCAUCUACAAGUACCUACGCUACUCCAUAAUCAUCGAGUACGAAUCGCGCCCUCUCCUGCCGCCUCCAUUUGUCGUCAUCUCCUGGCUCUACAUGGGCGCGCGACAUUGCUUCAGUGACUCGGAUGACGCCUUCGGGGCCAUUUCCCUCGGUCGACAUGGCGCUGGGACUUCCAUGGGCGUUGGACACAUUUUCGCCCCGGCUGCCCCCAAAGUAGUGCGAGGCGAUCAUUCAGAGGGGCUCAAAUUGUUCUUGAAGGCGGGCGAAGUUGAGGAGCUGCACGAUUUCGAGGAAGAAUGUGUGGAAGACUACCGACGAGAGAAACAGAAGGCCGAAAAGCAGCAAUCCGAAUGCCAACUGGAUCAUAUCGUUACUAGGUAA
Dibothriocephalus latus is the source of this 1245-nucleotide messenger RNA. The record is from the annotation of a GenBank genome assembly. Lineage: Eukaryota; Metazoa; Platyhelminthes; Cestoda; Diphyllobothriidea; Diphyllobothriidae.